Phycomyces blakesleeanus NRRL 1555(-) is the source of this 513-nucleotide messenger RNA. RefSeq lists its product as hypothetical. Lineage: Eukaryota; Fungi; Mucoromycota; Mucoromycetes; Mucorales; Phycomycetaceae. The coding region runs from base 1 to 513 and encodes 170 amino acids. The record is from RefSeq and is a predicted model, not a curated record. The transcript has a single exon.
AUGAGCUCCAACCGCACUAACUUCAGCAUCAACGAGAUCAAUGAUGACCACAUGAUCCGCAUUGCACCCAAUUAUGAGAGUGGUAACCCCAAAGCAACUGAGACUUUUGCUUACAGAGAAGCCUUUUCUUUUUGGUUUGAGAACUUGGCCAAAAGACACUCGGACUGGAACAUGACCAACACUCAUGCAUCCCAGGCCACCAGAACUGUCAGUCCCAAAGACGUUGUAACAACUGUGUACUUCGUCUGUGGCCACCAGGGUUUGCCCAAGAAGGUCAAAUUGGUCGAAGACACUGGCAAUCAGAAAGCCAAAAGGGUUCAAACCAGAUCAAUUAAGAAUGGCUGCAAGGCCAAAAUCACUAAGAAGACCUUGCAAAAUGGUAACGUUGUUGUAGACUACUUGUGGCAGCAUGCUACCCAUCAGCCUGAGAAAGUCCAGGACAUGGUUCAUUCAAAACUACCUGCUAAGAUAAAGCAGUGGAUUGUGUCCCAUGUGGAAAAUAACAUGGAUUGA